AUGCUUUUUAUACAGGGCAUUGCAUGCUUUGAUCUCUUGACAUAUACGUCCAUUUUCUCGUACAUUGCAUCCGACGACGGCCUACUCAACUGGGCACAUGGUAUGCGAUCACCGAGGCCAGACAUGAUCAAGAGUCAACGUAGCAAGAAGGAUCUCGUCAGUAUUCCUCGCCGAGCACCUCGAGAGACUUCAUGGCCUUCGGAAUCGGAUAAUACAAAUCCUUACAGCCGAAGACCCGAAACCACCUUCAAGUUUGUCCUGGAUAGUAGUGUUACCUUUGACGACUCUAGUUUCAACCUCGCCUUUGUCGCUGAGCUCAAUGUCCACCUCUCAUACACUCGAACACAGGUUUUCCGGACUCCGGGUCGACGAGUCCGACAACCGAGAGCCGCCCCCCUACCCUAUUCAUGGGUAUAUGGCGUGCAAAUAAAGACGAAAGAUUGGCACCGCAUAAGCAAGGACUUCAACUGGCCUUGGGAGGAAGACCCGAUGUUGUGUGAAUGUGCGAUUAUGGACUGGGUCAUUCAAGAAACUGGAAUUCUCUUCAAGUUCCGAACAGUCAAAUAUAGAGACAAAACCGCAGAAAUCGUCACGUUCGUUUUUGAUAACGAACGUCGCAUGGAUGGUAGCAGAUACAAGCAAGAGCAAAUGGACGCAGUCGCGUACUUUUCGCAUCCAGGCCCUGAGUCCCACGGCCCAUUUUUGGUUAGCUCCAACUGGCCACAUGUAGUUACACUCGCAUUUCACUAA
Fomitiporia mediterranea MF3/22 is the source of this 750-nucleotide messenger RNA. RefSeq lists its product as uncharacterized. Bases 1 to 750 code for a protein of 249 amino acids. The record is from RefSeq and is a predicted model, not a curated record. Lineage: Eukaryota; Fungi; Basidiomycota; Agaricomycetes; Hymenochaetales; Hymenochaetaceae. The transcript is spliced from 4 exons.